AAAUUGCUACGUGAGGUCAUGUUUUUGUCGUGUUGUGGUGUCGAGUUCUAAUAAUUUUUCAGGUUGAUAAAAAUCAGGAAAUGGUUUACAUUUAAAAGAAACAGAUCGCGAGAGCUGAUACACAAUGUUCGAGUCUGGCUUCAAGAAUGUCAACAUAAAUCUGACCUCGGCUAAUUCGAGGCGAACAUUCUCCUGCGGCGACAUCGUCACUGGAACUUUAUCGUUCGACCUCACUAAGGAGACAAAAAUCACGUCCAUCACAAUGGCACUGUCUGGAAAUGUAGAUGUACACUGGAGUAGCGGUAGCGGAGGGAAGAAGAGACAUCGAAGACAUUUCUCAGCAAAAAUCAACUUGUUCCUCUUAAAAAGCGGACUUCUGCUAGAAAACAGCCUUGGUGGUGGACCAACCAAACUUCCCCCUGGAACGCAUGUGUACCCCUUCACCUGUCACAUCCCACACGGAGAUUUCCCAUCUACUUUCCAUGGUGUUCAUGGAAAGAUACAAUAUCUUUUGACAGUGAGCAUUGACAGACCGUGGCAUUUUGCAAAAUCCUUUGAGACAGAACUAAAUUUUUUAGAACGAAUCAACAACAAACCUGAACUGUGGGCCCCACUCUCAGGAUCUAACAGCAUGUAUGUCUGCUGCCUGUGCUGGGCCUCUGGUCCAGUUGAACUGACAGCAACUUUAGAAAGAAAAGCAUUCAUGCGGGGUGAAAUUGUGAAAGUCAUUUGUGAGAUCAACAAUGCCUCAUCUCGGACAGUUACCCCUAAAGCUAGGUUGAAGGAGAGGCAGACGUACUACACCCAUGGAAGACACAACCGCAAUUCAGGCACACGAAACCUGGUCACUCAGAACGGAGAAGCCAUUAAAGCCAACUCUUCAGAUGUCCACAAAGAACUCCUGCUGACCAUUCCCACCAACACUCACCUCACCAUCUCUAACUGCCCCAUAUUAGAAGUGGACUACAUGAUUGAGGUUGUUGUUGAUGUAAGAGGUUCCUCUGAAGUCAUUGUGCGCUGCCCCAUUAUCAUCUAUGAUUAUAACAUUUAUAAUCAGAUUCCACAGCAGCCAUAGACUCUGCAUGUGCUGCACCAUCUCAGGUAUUUUUGGACAGUUUCUAAAACAUGUCUCAGUCAAGAAACCAAAAUCACACCAAUACUAUGAAAUGGAAUAUUCUAAAGGUUAUGAUUUACACUCUGUCAGUACAAUCAUUGCUGACACAGUUAAUACUGUUGUUUUUGCCCAUGGGCAAAAGUCUUUACCUGCCUUGCCUUGAAGGAGCUUUGACUGCCACAAGAAUGCAGAAAAGUUUUAAAAUGAGAUCAUGUGACCAGACCUGCUACACUCAAACUGAAAGAUUGUUUUAUCCUUGCCUAAAUGCUCUAUGAUACUGAACAUUCAUCAUAGUUCCUUUGUGUGAAGUUAAUCUAUGAAUGUUUUUCACACCAUAACUGGAGCAGUUUAGUUGAUCUCCCUAAAUCACCAUUAAGGUUGAUAAGACACACAUACACACAGAUCUAUUUAUGUCAGAUAAGACAUAAAUGUUCAUAAAAUGUGCAUUUCAUGACCUAAACACUGUUUACCUCAGCACACAAGUGACCAAAUGUUCAUCUUAGCAGAAAAUGACACAGCAGAGACAUACAUACUCCAUGUGACAGCUUGAUUGUAGUACUUGUAGUGCUUUUCUUAAACAAAAGUGUUUUAUCUGAAUUUUUUCAUAUUUAAAAAACAAAAUCUUUUUCACCAUGUGCCAUGGUAUUUACAGUUGUGAUAAUGGCUGUUGACCAAUUUCUUACAGUGUGUAUCUAUCAGAAGUAAGAGUAGUUGUACUCAAAUAAGAGUCAGAAAGUAUAUGAGGAAACCACUAAUCAUGUAAGGGUAACGGUAAGAAAUAACUGUCUUAACGUAUCUGAUUUAUAAUUUGAAGUGAAUGUAAUUACCAAACAUUACAUAUAUUACUCGAGUUGAAGUAAAAGUAUGGUGUCAGAAAACUAAUGUACUGAGAAGUACAAUUUUAUUAAAAAGUUACCCACCUCUGAUCCUUUCUAUCAACACAGCUUAUGUUAGGAGUCUAUUGAAGCAGGGGACCUUUUGUUCUGUGAACAAAAUGUAGCUUACACUAUUUCAUGUUACAUUUGAGAAACCUGGUAAAGUGCUCUUACAUGUAUUGCCAUUUAUUUUCUAUAGCCAUUGUUUCAAAUACAUUUUAACAUAGUAGAAAGACAAAAUAUCUAAUGGCCAGUCCAAACAAUGUUUGCUUUGAUUAAUUGUGUGUAACAUUACAUGAAAUACAUUACUAAUACAAUGUUUUACCAGAUAUAAAUGUUGUUGAUGUUACAUAUUUGGAUUGACUGCAUGUAUGACAUGACAAAGAGUAAUAAACUGUAUAACAAUUUGG
Messenger RNA from Boleophthalmus pectinirostris (great blue-spotted mudskipper), 2399 nucleotides. Its product is annotated as arrestin domain-containing protein 3-like. The transcript is spliced from 6 exons. The record is from RefSeq and is a predicted model, not a curated record. Gene Ontology annotation, cellular component: cytoplasm; plasma membrane. Gene Ontology annotation, biological process: protein transport. Bases 125 to 1075 code for a protein of 316 amino acids. Lineage: Eukaryota; Metazoa; Chordata; Actinopteri; Gobiiformes; Gobiidae.